AUGAUGUCGUACCUGAAAGUUAUGAUCAUAUGGAACAUACUUUGCUUAUCCCUGGUGGUCCUUUCACUGUCCUUGAUUCCAGAAGUGUCUUCUCAAGAUGUAUCAAGCUGUGCAGGGAGAUGUGGGGCAGGGUAUUCUAGAGAGCAUGACUGCCAGUGUGAUUUUAAGUGUCACGACUACAUGGAGUGCUGCCCUGACUUCAGGAAAGUCUGCACAGUGGCCGCCUCCUGCGAGGGACGCUGCUUCGAAUCCUUCGAGAGGGGAAGGGAGUGCGACUGCGAUGCCGAAUGCGAGCGAUACGGCAAAUGCUGCCCGGACUACGCCAAGCACUGUAAAGAGGAGAAGCCAACACCGGAGACUCCAGAAAAAUCUAAAAGGUCCUCCACAGAUGAGGAAGAGUCACCAGAAGAAGCUGUGGAAGAUCCUGAAAUCCAAGUGACCACUCCUGCUCCAACUACAGAACCUGCAGAGACAACCAUUGGGGACACAGAGGCACCAACCACCACCGAAGACACUCCCACAACCCCAAAGGUAGAGGAGACAACCCCUGAGGCCACAGAGGAACCAGUCACCGAAGCGGAGCCUCCCACUCCGGAUCCAGCAGAAGAUGUGACACCUGAUGCCACAGAGGAACCGCCGACUGAAGUGGACCCUACUGACAUCCUGGCAACACAGGACCCAACCCCCGAUGCCACCGAGGAACCAGCAACCGACACCGAGCCACCCACCGCCCCCGAGGAGACAACCCCAGAGGAGGUGACAACACCCACACCAGAGGAGACAACCCCAGAGGAGCCUACAACCCCCCCACCAGAGGAGACAACCCCAGAGGAGCCAACAACACCCACACCAGAGGAGACAACCCCAGAAGAGCCCACAACCCCUCCACCAGAGGAGACAACCCCAGAGGAGCCAACAACAACCACACCAGAGGAGACAACCCCAGAAGAGCCCACAACCCCUCCACCAGAGGAGACAACCCCAGAGGAGCCAACAACAACCACACCAGAGGAGACAACCCCAGAGGAACCAACAACACCCACACCAGAGGAGACAACCCCAGAGGAGGAGCCCACAACCCCCACCCCAGAGGAGACAACCCCAGAGGAGCCAACAACACCCCCACCAGAGGAGACAACCCCAGAGGAGCCCACAACCCCUCCACAAGAGGAGACAACCCCAGAGGAGCCAACAACCCCUCCACCAGAGGAGACAACCCCAGAAGAACCAACAACACCCACACCAGAGGAGACAACCCCAGAGGAGGUGACAACACCCACACCAGAGGAGACAACCCCAGAGGAGCCAACAACACCCCCACCUGAGGAGACAACCCCAGAGGAGCCAACAACACCCCCACCAGAGGAGACAACCCCAGAGGAACCAACAACACCCACACCAGAGGAGACAACCCCAGAGGAACCAACAACACCCACACCAGAGGAGACAACCCCAGAGGAACCAACAACACCCACACCAGAGGAGACAACCCCAGAGGAGCCAACAACCCCCACACCAGAGGAGACAACCCCAGAGGAGCCAACAACCCCCACACCAGAGGAGACAACCCCAGAGGAGCCAACAACACCCACACCAGAGGAGACAACCCCAGAAGAACCAACAACCCCCACACCAGAGGAGACAACCGCAGAGGAGCCCACAACCCCCACCCCAGAAGAGACAACCCCAGAAGAAACAACAACCCCGACACCAGAGGAGACAACCCCAGAAGAAACAACAACCCCGACACCAGAGGAGACAACCCCAGAAGAAACAACAACACCCACACCAGAGGAGACAACUCCAGAGGAGCCCACAACCCCUCCUCCAGAGGAAACAACCCCAGAAGAGCCCACAACACCCACACCAGAGGAGACAACCCCAGAGGAGCCAACAACACCCACACCAGAGGAGACAACCCCAGAGGAGCCAACAACACCCACACCAGAGGAGACAACCCCAGAAGAGCCCACAACCCCUCCACCAGAGGAGACAACCCCAGAGGAGCCAACAACAACCACACCAGAGGAGACAACCCCAGAAGAGCCCACAACCCCUCCACCAGAGGAGACAACCCCAGAGGAGCCAACAACACCCACACCAGAGGAGACAACCCCAGAGGAACCAACAACACCCACACCAGAGGAGACAACCCCAGAGGAGGUGACAACACCCACACCGGAGGAGACAACCCCAGAGGAGCCCACAACCCCCACACCAGAGGAGACAACCCCAGAGGAGCCCACAACACCCACACCAGAGGAGACAACCCCAGAGGAGCCCACAACACCCACACCAGAGGAGACAACCCCAGAGGAGCCCACAACACCCACACCAGAGGAGACAACCCCAGAGGAGCCCACAACCCCCACACCAGAGGAGACAACCCCAGAGGAGCCAACAACAACCACACCAGAGGAGACAACUCCAGAAGAACCAACAACCCCCACACCGGAGGAGACAACCCCAGAGGAUGUGACAACACCUAAGCCAGAGGAGACAACCCCAGAAGAACCAACAACACCCACACCAGAGGAGACAACCCCAGAGGAGCCUACAACCCCCACACCAGAGGAGACAACCCCAGAGGAGCCCACAACACCCACACCAGAGGAGACAACCCCAGAGGUGACAACCCCAGAAGAACCAACAACCCCGACACCAGAGGAGACAACCCCAGAAGAAACAACAACCCCGACACCAGAGGAGACAACCCCAGAGGAGCCAACAACACCCACACCAGAGGAGACAACCCCAGAGGAGCCAACAACACCCCCACCAGAGGAGACAACCCCAGAGGAGCCAACAACACCCACACCAGAGGAGACAACCCCAGAGGAGCCCACAACACCCACACCAGAGGAGACAACCCCAGAGGAGCCAACAACCCCUCCACCAGAGGAGACAACCCCAGAGGAGCCCACAACACCCACACCAGAGGAGACAACCCCAGAGGAGCCAACAACCCCGACACCAGAGGAGACAACCCCAGAGGAGCCCACAACACCCACCCCAGAGGAGACAACACCAGAGGAGCCCACAACACCCACAGAGGAGCCCACCACCCCUAAACCAGAGGAGACAACCCCAGAGGAGCUGACAACUCCCAAACCAGAGGAGACAACUCCUGACGAUCCAACAACCUUGGCAGACUCUCCCACCACCACUAUCCCUGAAGAGACAACGCCAGAGAAGACAACAACCCCCAAAACAGAGGAGACAACCCCAGAGGAGCUGACCAUCUUGGCAGACUCUCCCACCACUCCCAAACCUGAAGAAACAACCCCUGAGGAGCCAACAACCUCCAAACCAGAGGAGACAACCCCAGAGAAGCCAACAACCAUCCCCACAGCUGAGGCAGGCACGAUGCUUUCAGAUACCACAAUGGAGAACAAGGAGACAACAACACCUAAGAAAGACAGAACUACUCUACUUAAAGACAUUUUCACAGCUGCAACUGGGAAAGACACAGUUACUGUAGCUAUGGUGACAACAGCUAAACCAGGCGAUUCUCCUAAAGGCAUGGAUGACAUUUCAAACACAGCUCCUAUGGCUGAGCAACCUGUCACUACAGUAUCAGAAACAACUUCUACAGACACCAAGACCGCAACAAUAGCAGCCACAGCUCCCUUGUCCAAUCCCACUGUGCUGGUAACAACCAUCAAAGAAGAUUCAACUCCUCAACCCAGUGAGGCUUUAACACCAAGUGAAAAAGAGACAACUAUAGAGACUGAGCAGGCUGGGCCAGCAGCAGACAAAGAGAGCCCAGGUGCUACUUGUGUUAUUGUGGAGAUGACAACAGCUGGUAAAAAAGAGGUAACAACCAUCAAAGAAAUGGACACCACACCUGAGAAGGAAAUGGAAGAUGUCACUGAAAAGGCUCCUGGUAUUGCCAAAGAGGUAACGACAGUUACCAAGGAAACCACAACAAGAGAUAAAAAGGACACAAUAGAAGAAAUGUAUCUUGUGUCUAAUGGGACAUCCAAGCCAACAAUACAUUUCCAGGAGGUCACUGAGGCCGGAGAAGAGCCUCACCCAACUGAACCUGAAACUCUGCCAGGGGAAGAAGAGCUCGAUAUAAACAAGCCUUUAAUACAAGUUGGGGAUCUGCCAAUGUUCCCUGGAGAAACACAAGAGAGGAAGAACGACGAGAAGGACCUGUGCAGCGGCAAGCCAGCGGACGGCAUGGUGGCCCUGCCCAAUGGCACCCUGGCCGUCUUCCGAGGUCACUAUUACUGGCUGCUGAACGGCCGGAGCCCGCCGACCACCAACCCCCGCCGGAUCACCGACGGCUGGGGCAUCCCCUCGCCCAUCGACUCUGUCUUCUCCAGGUGCAACUGCGAUGGGAAAACCUUCUUCAUCAAGGGUCCCCUGUACUGGCGCUUCACUAAUGGUGUUAUGGAUCCAGGCUAUCCCAAACCUCUUGCAACUGGAUUUGCAGGGUUAACUGGGAGAAUAGUAGCAACCCUCCCUGUGGCAAGAUACAACAACAGACCAGAAUCUGUUUAUUUUAUCAAAAGAGAUGGGAACAUGCAGCAGUACGUGUACAGACAAGAACCAGCCAGGAAGUGUCAAAGAAGAGCCCGGGUCACCAUCAGAUACCCAGCCUUUGUCCCCAGAGUCGUCAUCCGGCGGCGCUUCCAGCGCGCUCUGCAAAUGCCGACCGUCAUCCGCACCGUCAGGAUCAACCCCCACCCCUCUGGAGUUCUGCGCAAGGAAAUCCAAAUGACAACGUACUGGAGAGGGCUCCCCAAAGUUAUCCACUCAACCCUCUCUGUGCCCAACCAGAACAAGCCCGAUGGCUAUGAUUACUACGCCUUCUCUUACAAUCGGUACUACAAUUUGGAUAUUGGCAAAAGAAUAGCACGACCUGUUACUGCUCUCACAGGAAAGACUGUAUCCAAAGACUGGUACAACUGCCCCAGCAAGUGAUGUGCAGCAGAGGAGUUUAAAAGAAGAUGCCAUUUGAAUCUCAGCGUUUUUUCUAAUUUUAUUAAUAAAAGACAUUGAAAUGUG
Messenger RNA from Prinia subflava (tawny-flanked prinia), 5016 nucleotides. It is a transcript of the gene PRG4, whose product is annotated as proteoglycan 4. The record is from RefSeq and is a predicted model, not a curated record. Gene Ontology annotation, biological process: immune response. The transcript is spliced from 13 exons. Gene Ontology annotation, molecular function: polysaccharide binding; scavenger receptor activity. NCBI's taxonomy places the organism in Eukaryota, Metazoa, Chordata, Aves, Passeriformes, Cisticolidae. The coding region runs from base 1 to 4932 and encodes 1643 amino acids.